UUACAGGCGUAGGCACGAUUAAAAUUAUUUGCAUAGUGUAUAAGCCCUUAUGCAACACAUAGGUACACAUGAUUUCAAAAGUUGAGGAAGCAAAUUUCGGGAUCAAAUUUCCAGGAGACAAACCAACAAGACAAGCCAUUUAUAGUAAAUUUCUAAGGGUACUCUUAACUAUUCUUCCGAUGCUGCUAGGGUACCUUGAAGUGCUUUCACCUUGCUCUAGCUGCUUAACCAGUCAAGUAUAGUCAAUUGUCUAUUACUAAAUCACCAUUUGAUGGCAUGGCAUUUAAUUAAUGGUUCACUGAAACGUGUUUACUACUGAAAGCCAGUCACUCGCUGUGAAAUCUAAUUACACUUAAAUGUAAUAACUAAGCUGUAGUUUGUAUUGCUAUAAGAUUCGAUAUUCAGAUGGGAGUCAUUUCUUCAAUUUUCACAGCAUCCACAUUUUUCUCUAAAGGAGUGGGGUCUGUACUUCGUUCAAGACAAAACUGUGAGUGUUCACUGCCCUUUUGUUUGCACUCGACGCUUGAACGUGCUGUUGCGCUUCUCUGAAGUCAUUCAGUUUUCCUUUUUUCACCUGACGUGUCGUCAACACGCAUAGCUUGUAGUGCUAGAAUACCCGUAUACGUCUCCGUUUCGAGUACUAGUGAAGCUAGAUCAGUUGCCUAUAGCCUUAGACUAACCUCGUUGUUAAAUAACCAGGUGAAAAGACAGCGAUAUCGAAACAAUUGAGAAUGACACGAAUGAACACCAGAUAUUUACUGGAAAUGUAUCAAAGAAGGCUGUGUCAUUGUAUCCUUCUUUCGAGAAAAUUCUUGAUUGGAUUCGUAUUUGGUAUUGUAUCAACUUUGUUAUUGUUAAAACUUAUGGUCUCGCCGUGUCAUCCACAGCCAUCAGUUGAACAAGACGACUUGCCCAGCCAUCAAAUUCCACUAUUAACAUCGAAAGUAUCUGAAGUUAAAAAGAAACGAGAUCGAAUUCUGUGCUGGGUCAUCACGUCUCCCAAAACGCAUUCCAGGGCACAGUUGAUUAAACAGACGUGGGGUAAACGUUGCGACAAGUUGUUGUUCAUGAGUUCCAUCAAAGACAACACUUUACCAGAAGCCAUUCCACUGCCGGUGGACGACACGUAUGCAAAUUUAUGGGGGAAGACUCAGGAAGCUCUAAAAUACCUGUAUCAUCAUCACUUGGAUGACGCUGAUUGGUUCUACAAAGCGGACGAUGACACUUACGCUGUGAUGGAAAACAUGCGCCAUUUGCUUUCACAUUUUAACGCUUCCAUGCCGCUGCACCUCGGUUUCAAAUACCAACAUCCAAAGGUCCAGCAAGGCUUCACGUCCGGUGGUUCGGGCUACAUUUUAACCAAAGUCGCCAUUCGUCGGUUUGUCGAAACUGCCCUAGCACGUUCACGAAACUCGAGAGGCAAACUUGCAACCAACAGUCAGUGCGUUCUCGAUCAUCAGGGACCGGAGGAUCUCAAUUUGGGAAUCUGCCUAGAAGAAUUGAACGUAACAGCAGUUGACUCUCGUGAUGAGCACAAGGUCGAACGCUUCUUGCCCUGGAGUCUGGAAGACAUGAUAUGUGGUCAUUUGAAGAACCCUGGUUUUUGGUAUCUCAGAGAAUUUUCCUACUAUCCACUCAAACAAGACAUGAAAUGUUGUUCUCCUCAUGCAGUCGCCUUCCACUACGUCAAGGACUAUCAGCUCAAAGUCUACGAAUAUCUCAUCUACGGGCUGCGUCUCUACGAUCAGGGCAGGUGAACUAGGCGGCCAUCAUGAAGAUGAGACAUCAUAUGACGUGUGUUCUUUAUCCAUCAUGCAAAAAAUUCCUACCGAUGGGCAGUUAAAAGUUGUUCAAUCGUCGUUGUUCUUUGAUUCUACUAUGAUUAUUAAUUGAAUGAUUAUUAAUUGAUUCUACCACAAUUAUUAAUACAAAUUUCUUAAGAUGUCG
Molecule: messenger RNA, 1947 nt
Organism: Daphnia magna
Lineage: Eukaryota; Metazoa; Arthropoda; Branchiopoda; Diplostraca; Daphniidae
Product: glycoprotein-N-acetylgalactosamine 3-beta-galactosyltransferase 1-like
Exons: 5
Coding region: 732-1757 (341 amino acids)
Cellular component (GO): membrane
Molecular function (GO): N-acetylgalactosaminide beta-1,3-galactosyltransferase activity
Source: RefSeq, a predicted model, not a curated record